Molecule: messenger RNA, 2121 nt
Organism: Arctia plantaginis
Lineage: Eukaryota; Metazoa; Arthropoda; Insecta; Lepidoptera; Erebidae
Source: the annotation of a GenBank genome assembly
AUGGGCGCGCCGGCCGUCUCGGACGAGUACUCGCCGCCGCGUCUCUCGCGGCUGCUGCACUCGCUGCCGCAUAUCAACGUGACGCUCCAUCGCGUCAACGACACCUUCGCUCCCAAUUCGCCUGUCUAUCUAGAGAGCUUGGGUAUUCUUGGUUCGAUACCGGGCGCGUGGCUGAUAUUGACUCUUACGGUGCUGCUUAUAUACCUGCUGACGAGAUGCUGCGACAGGAAACAACGUCCACCCAGAAGUAUCACUGCUUUGAAGAUAACUCUAAUGAUCCUGUCCGUGCUGUGUUGCGGUGCUAUCGGUGUUGGAUUAUUUGGCAACGAUGACCUACAUAAUGCGAUGCUGCAAAGCAUCCAGGCCGGCAACCAGCUCUCUGCACUGGUCAAUACUGUUAAGAACCAGUCAAGCAUUUUAGAAGAGGCAAUGGGAUCUCGUGCGCGCGCUCCUCUAGCUCGCUUGGCGGACGCUCUAGACGCGCCAGUGGCCAACCAGACCGCACUGGGCACAUUGUUACGAGCGCUCUCUGCGUUGAGAAACAAUGCAAGCGCAGCCGCUGCAGCAGCUGACCAUCUUAGACAGCCACUGGCCAAGUUGAAUCUUGAUGCUUUUAUGAAGCGCGCGUGGGUGUGGGAGGCGGCGCGAUGGGCUGGCGGCAUGGCGGGCUGGUGUUGCGGCGGCGCCGUCUGCGUAGCGCUGCUCGCAGCAGCCGCCAGGCGCUCGCGACGGGCCCUGCUACUGCUAUGCGUGGGCGCGCUGGGCGCGCUGGUGGUGUGCUGGCUGGCGGGCGCGCUGCUGGCGGCGGGCGCGGUGGCGGCGGCCGACGCGUGCCAGGACCCCGCCGCCGCGCUCGCGCACCACGCGCCGCACAACCUGCCCGUCGAUAUGGUGCACUACUAUCUAUCGUGCAAGGUGUCCCGAGAGAACGUACUGACCGCUGAACUACGGAACGCUCAACGGGCCGUAGUCGCCGUGCGACAGGCGCUCGCCGUACUCAGCCGAGGAGCUCCGCAGUUGUUUAAUGAUCCAGGGCUGCAGCCGGCGCUGGGCGCGCUGGGCGCGGGCACGGGCGAGGCGGAGCGCGCGCUGGUGGCGCUGAGCAGCGCGCUGGAGUGCCGCAUGGCGCGCGCCUACUUCGUGGCCGCCGCGCGCGCCGCCUGCGACGCCGGCCUCCAGGCGUUAUCACUACAGCUGCUGGCGGCUGUGGUGGCUGGAUUUCUAUUCACAGCUAUAGUGCUAGUCGACUCUCACGCAUGGAUUUACAUCAACACUAAGCGGUCGGCGGGCGGCGAGGAGCAGGCGCCCUUCCUGUCGAGCGGCGCCAGCAGCGCGGCCAGCCGCACGCUGCCGCGCCCCGCGCCCUUCCCCAACGGCAAGCCGCCCUCCUACGGAGCCGCCGUGCAGCUCAUGGACCUGGAGAGGCCACGGUAUACUCACACCUUUACUUACACAUAUACCGGCGAGGAGCUGCCGUCGCGCAUGUCGGGCAGCGCGACGCUGGGACGCGGCGCGAGCGGGGGCGGCGCCGCCGCGGCGAUGGGCGGCGCGCACACGCUCGGCCGCGCGCCGCACAACGGCAAGCCCGGCGGCGGGGCGGGCGACGCGCUCGAACCGGCGGCGGGCGCGGCCUCCCGCGCCGCCGCGCUCAAUCGAUUCGACCCCAAGUACGCGUCGUUCGGGCCGCGCGCGCCGCGCCUGCGGCCCCAGGGCGGCGGCGUGUCGCUCGGCACGUUCGGCGCGCCCGCGCCCCCGCCGCAGGACAAGUACGCCACCGUGCGCCCGCCGCGCCGCGCCGAGCCGCAGCCGCUGUCCGCCGCCGCGCUCGAGUACCGCUCGCUGCAGAGGCCGCGCCGCGCCGCGCCGCCCGGCACUGCCACCGCGCACCGUCGCCGGGCCGAGCGCCCCGACCGUGGCGACCGCCCGGACCGCCCGGACCGCUCAGACCGCCCGGACCGCGGCGACCGCCCGGACCGCCCUGACCGCGGCGACCGACCUGACCGAGGCGACCGACCCGAGCGCCCGGAUCGCCCCGAUCGGGGUGACAGACCGGAUCGCUCCGACCGUAUCGAGCGCACGCAUCCUGACGCGCGAGACUUGUACGCCGUCACCGAGCUGUAG